CUUUUCACUGUCUCGCCACUGUGUGUUCCGUGGUACGGCCUCAGUCAGGCACUGAACUUUGACUAACAACCUCUGAGCAGACAGAUUAUGCAGCAACAUGUCCAUCCCCGAGCCCAACCAUCUCCCCGGUCGGCGAGACACCGACCCCGCCAGCGAUGACGACCCCCUCGGCGCCCGGUCGACCAACAACGAUGAACGUCCCCUGACCCGCGAUCAGCCCGCCGGUGGCAAUGGCACCCAGUGGGGUGUCCUCUUUAAAGCCAUCCGCGACGGCACUUCGCAGCUGGCCGAAAAACUCGGUCGCGAUCCCGACGGCGGUGAUGGACUGGAUUCUGCCUGGCAUCCAGAGGAUUACGGUUACCAGGAGGACAUUGAAAUGCGGGACAUGAUGGACAAGGAGGAAGACGAGGCGUAUGCGGCCAAGUUGCAGAAUGUGUUGGGCUCCGAUGCUGGUCUGCUCGUCAACAACCUGGGGUUGGGCGAGACGCCGUCACGCACCAACAGCAACGAUGAGAAUCUGAUCGGAGGAGUGCUGUGGCAUUUGCUGAGCCAUCAGAUGGGACAUAAUCCGGAGGAAAUCCACGACGAUGGGGCGGUGCCGGUAUCGACGGAAGACGGCCUGGCGCCGUUACCGAGCGAGCUGCGGAAACGUCGGAAGAAGAAGUGGUAUGAUGAAGAUCCAACGAAUGACAAGAAGGGUCGGAAGAAGAUGAAGGAGGCCUUGUUGACACAUAAGAUCGGGUCGCUGCUUACCCGCCAACGCUACAUGAUCCAGCUGUGUCGCGCCUUGAUGAAGUUUGGCGCCCCGACGCAUCGUCUGGAAGAAUACAUGCAGAUGACGGCCAACGUGCUGCGGGUGCAGGGGCAGUUCAUGUACAUUCCAGGCUGCAUGAUUAUCUCAUUUGACGACCCGCUCACCCGGACUGCUACGGUCAAGCUGGUCCGGACCGUGCAUGGACUGGAUCUGGGACGAUUGGGGGAUAUUCACAACUGUUACAAGAAUGUGUUGCACGGACGAUUGUCGGCGGAGGAGGCUCUGCCAGUCAUGGACGAUUUGAUCACGCGACCGAGCAAGUAUCACAAGGCCUGGAUGCUGGUGCUACUCUCCGGACUGGCUAGUGUGGCCGUCGGCCCGUGGGCGUUUUCGGCCCGUCCGGUGGACAUGCCGAUUAUCUUCGUGCUCGGAUGUAUUCUCGGGGUGAUGCAGCAUGUGGUUGCGCCGCGGUCGGCACUGUACUCGAAUGUGUUUGAAGUGACGGUGGCGAUGGUCACGUCGUUUCUGGCCCGCGCGUUCGGGAGUAUCUAUUAUUCCAACGGACAGCCAGUGUUUUGUUUCUCAGCUCUGGCAGAAUCCUCCAUCGCGCUGAUCCUCCCGGGAUACUCAGUCCUGUGCAGCAGUCUGGAGCUGCAAUCGCAUCAGAUCGUGGCGGGAUCCAUCCGACUGGUGUAUACCAUCAUCUACUCGUUAUUCUUGGGCUACGGCGUGACGGUGGGGCUUACCAUCUACGGACUGCUUGAUGAUAAUGCGACGAAUGCGACGACCUGUCCGGCACGGACGGACAACAUCUACGGCAGUGUGUAUGUGCAGGAAUUUGUGUUUGUGGCGAUUUACUGCGCGUUUGCGGCCAUUCUCAACCAAGCCAAAUGGAAGCAGCUGCCGAUCAUGUCCUUCAUGGGCGUGGCAGGCUACACGACAAACUAUUUUACGGCGAAUCAUUUGGACAGUCGAUUUGGCAGCACCAUCGGGGCGUUUACCAUUGGACUGUGUGCGAACCUGUACAGUCGAGUGUGGCAUGGACAUGCUGCAGCCGCUAUUGUGCCAGGCAUGUGGACGCUAGUAUCGUCGGGUCUGGCGAGCAGCGGAUCGAUCAUCUCAGGACUGGCGUAUGCGAAUGCGGUCAAGAAUGAUACGGUAUCGGACCAGACCACCGCCUCCACCGAGGAGUCUUUGGGAGGAUUGGCGUUGAGUAUGGUGCAGACGGCGCUGGGGAUUACCGUGGGACUGUUCCUGUCGGCCAUGGUGGUUUAUCCGAGUGGAAAGCGACGGGGAGGAUUAUUCAAUCUGUAGCUGGCUGUGAUA
Aspergillus ibericus CBS 121593 is the source of this 2080-nucleotide messenger RNA. Its product is annotated as threonine/serine exporter family protein. Gene Ontology annotation, molecular function: transmembrane transporter activity. The record is from RefSeq and is a predicted model, not a curated record. The coding region runs from base 98 to 2068 and encodes 656 amino acids. NCBI's taxonomy places the organism in Eukaryota, Fungi, Ascomycota, Eurotiomycetes, Eurotiales, Aspergillaceae. The transcript has a single exon. Gene Ontology annotation, biological process: transmembrane transport.